Messenger RNA from Chlorocebus sabaeus (green monkey), 5914 nucleotides. RefSeq names its product RAB3 GTPase activating non-catalytic protein subunit 2 (gene RAB3GAP2). Gene Ontology annotation, biological process: regulation of GTPase activity. The record is from RefSeq and is a predicted model, not a curated record. Lineage: Eukaryota; Metazoa; Chordata; Mammalia; Primates; Cercopithecidae.
AAAACAUAAGAGUAUAAUACACUUUAACACGUACUAUAUUGGGCUUGCAUAGUACUACGGAAAUUUAUAGCAGGAGCAUUUAAAGCCAGCCUUGACGGGGCUAAUCUCCGGAAGAGCAAUUAAUCUUUUCAAAAUCCGACUCUUGCAGGAUACAGUCCCCCACUGGCCUGCCACUAGUUUAAAACGAAUUAUUUUCUGUGAAACAUCAAGAUCGUGCCAAUAUUAGGGCAUCAAUAAGAUUGGUUGAAUGAGUCAAAGGCCUGCGCGGACAAGUCCAAUUAGAACACCUCUGGCUAAAAGCCAGAAUGAAUGAAAGGGUUCAUUCCUUGGUGUAGACGCAGAACUGGGACUGAAAAUCUGCCCCAAGACUCCACGUAGACUUUGGCUCCACCUGCAGCAGCGGCGCCCUAGUCACGUGACCCGGGCCAGCCCUCCCUAGGCGCCUGGGCCAGCCUGCGCCUGCGCAGUACUCCGAGACAGCGGACCCGUCAGUGACAGCUUCCGGUUUGGUUUCUCCGCCUUCUGCUUGGCUAGAGCUAUUGGGGCUCGGCGGCGGCCGCAGUGGGGUGGAGGGGGCAGGGCGUGGUGAGGUAAGGUGAGUGCCGUAGUGGGGUUCCCCGGAGCCAUGGCCUGCUCCAUUGUCCAGUUCUGCUACUUCCAGGAUCUCCAGGCCGCCCGGGACUUCCUCUUUCCUCACCUGCGGGAGGAGAUCCCCAGCGGCGCCUUGCGGAGGGACCCCAGUAAAUCUACAGACUGGGAAGAUGAUGGUUGGGGAGCAUGGGAAGAAACCGAACCCCAAGAACCUGAAGAAGAAGGAAAUACUUCCAAAACACAAAAAACUUCCUGGCUCCAAGAUUGUGUUUUAUCCUUAUCUCCAACCAAUGAUCUUAUGGUAAUAGCUCGAGAGCAAAAAGCUGUAUUUCUAGUGCCAAAGUGGAAAUAUAGUGAUAAAGGAAAGGAAGAAAUGCAAUUUGCUGUUGGCUGGAGUGGUUCUUUAAAUGUCGAAGAAGGGGAAUGUGUAACCAGUGCUCUAUGUAUCCCACUAGCAAGCCAAAAGAGGAGUUCCACUGGGCGUCCUGACUGGACCUGCAUUGUGGUGGGUUUUACUUCAGGUUAUGUACGCUUCUACACUGAGAAUGGUGUGCUCUUGCUUGCACAGCUUUUGAAUGAGGACCCAGUACUUCAACUUAAAUGCAGAACCUAUGAAAUACCACGGCAUCCCGGGGUAACUGAGCAGAAUGAAGAGUUGAGUAUCUUAUAUCCAGCUGCCAUUGUGACUAUUGAUGGAUUUAGCCUUUUUCAAUCUCUUCGUGCUUGUCGAAAUCAGGUAGCAAAAGCUGCAGCAUCAGGCAAUGAGAACAUACAACCACCACCAUUAGCUUAUAAGAAAUGGGGUCUACAGGAUAUUGACACUAUUAUUGAUCAUGCUAGUGUUGGUAUUAUGACUCUGUCCCCCUUUGAUCAAAUGAAGACUGCCUCCAAUAUAGGUGGAUUUAAUGCAGCAAUUAAAAAUAGUCCACCUGCCAUGUCUCAGUAUAUCACUGUAGGGUCCAAUCCAUUUACUGGCUUCUUCUAUGCUUUAGAGGGAAGCACACAACCAUUAUUAUCCCAUGUUGCACUAGCAGUUGCAAGUAAACUCACUUCUGCUUUAUUUAAUGCUGCCAGUGGUUGGCUUGGUUGGAAGAGUAAGCACGAAGAAGAAGCUGUCCAAAAGCAAAAGCCGAAGGUUGAGCCAGCUACCCCAUUAGCUGUAAGAUUUGGACUUCCAGAUUCUAGACGCCAUGGUGAAAGCAUAUGUCUGUCUCCAUGUAACACACUGGCAGCAGUAACAGAUGAUUUCGGCAGAGUUAUUUUAUUGGAUGUAGCUAGAGGAAUUGCAAUACGCAUGUGGAAAGGGUACCGCGAUGCACAAAUUGGAUGGAUUCAAAUUGUAGAGGACCUUCAUGAAAGAGUACCAGAAAAGGCGGAUUUUUCCCCCUUUGGAAAUUCUCAGGGUCCAAGUCGAGUAGCUCAAUUCCUUGUGAUCUAUGCGCCAAGAAGGGGAAUUUUAGAAGUGUGGAGCACACAGCAGGGACCUCGAGUAGGAGCUUUCAAUGUGGGGAAGCACUGCAGGCUGCUGUAUCCUGGCUAUAAAAUAAUGGGCUUAAAUAAUGUUACCAGUCAGAGUUGGCAGCCACAGACGUAUCAGAUCUGUCUUGUUGAUCCAGUGUCUGGAAGUGUGAAAACAGUGAAUGUUCCCUUCCAUUUAGCACUGAGCGAUAAGAAGAGUGAACGAGCCAAGGAUAUGCACCUAGUGAAGAAACUAGCAGCCUUACUGAAAACAAAAUCUCCCAAUCUUGAUUUGGUUGAAACAGAAAUAAAGGAAUUAAUUCUUGAUAUUAAAUACCCUGCAACCAAAAAACAAGCUUUGGAAAGCAUUUUGGCAAGUGAACGUUUACCAUUUUCUUGCCUUAGAAACAUCACUCAGACUUUAAUGGACACUUUAAAAAAUCAAGAACUUGAGUCGGUUGAUGAAGGAUUGCUACAGUUUUGUGCCAAUAAACUAAAAUUGCUGCAACUCUAUGAGUCGGUCAGUCAACUAAAUUCCCUUGAUUUUCAUUUAGACACACCAUUCUCUGAUAAUGACUUGGCUGUGUUACUAAGGCUUGAUGAAAAAGAACUACUUAAGCUCCAGGCAUUACUAGAGAAGUAUAAGCAAGAGAACACCAGGACAAAUGUUCGAUUUUCUGAUGAUGAAGAUGGUGUGUUGCCUGUAAAAACAUUCUUGGAAUAUUUAGAAUAUGAAAAGGAUGUGCUCAAUGUAAAGAAGAUAAGUGAAGAGGAGUAUGUGGCUUUAGGUAGUUUCUUUUUUUGGAAGUGUUUGCAUGGAGAAAGCUCCACUGAGGAUAUGUGUCACACUUUGGAGUCGGCUGGACUUAGCCCUCAGCUGUUGUUGUCUCUGCUCCUGAGUGUUUGGCUUUCGAAGGAAAAGGAUAUUUUGGAUAAACCACAGUCAGUCUGCUGUCUUCAUACCAUGCUGUCCCUCCUGAGCAAGAUGAAAGUGGCCAUCGAUGAGACCUGGGAUUCUCAGUCUGUGUCCCCGUGGUGGCAGCAGAUGCGCACAGCCUGUAUUCAGUCUGAGAACAAUGGAGCUGCUCUGUUGUCUGCACAUGUUGGGCAUUCUGUUGCUGCGCAGAUAUCAAACAACAUGACAGAGAAAAAAUUUUCCCAAACAGUUUUGGGUGCUGAUUCAGAGGCCCUCACUGAUUCCUGGGAGGCACUUUCUCUUGACACUGAGUACUGGAAACUCCUUCUGAAACAGCUGGAGGAUUGUCUCAUACUUCAGACUCUGCUUCACAGCAAAGGGAACACUCAGACCUCCAAAGUGUCAUCACUGCAGGCUGAGCCACUUCCAAGGCUUUCUGUUAAAAAGUUAUUAGAAGGAGGAAAAGGUGGCAUUGCAGACAGUGUAGCCAAGUGGAUAUUUAAACAGGACUUCAACCCUGAAGUAUUAAAACUGGCUAAUGAAGAAAGAGAUGCAGAAAACCCAGAUGAACCCAAAGAAGGUGUUAACAGAGGUUUCCUUGAGGUAUCAGAGGUGGAGAUGGACUUAGGAGCCAUACCAGACUUACUGCAUUUAGCCUAUGAGCAAUUUCCUUGUAGCCUUGAGCUCGAUGUGUUGCACGCACAUUGCUGCUGGGAGUAUGUUGUUCAGUGGAAUAAAGAUCCAGAGGAAGCACGUUUUUUUGUUAGGUCAAUAGAACACUUGAAGCACAUUUUUAAUGCACAUGUUCAAAAUGGCAUUGCACUGAUGAUGUGGAAUACAUUCUUAGUUAAAAGAUUUUCUGCUGCUACAUACUUAAUGGAUAAGGUUGGAAAAUCACCAAAGGAUAGGUUAUGCCGAAGGGAUGUGGGAAUGAGUGACACAGCAAUGACAUCUUUCCUCGGCUCCUGUUUGGAUCUUCUUCAGAUCUUAAUGGAGGCAGAUGUUAGCAGGGAUGAAAUACAGGUGCCUGUGCUGGAUACUGAGGAUGCGUGGCUCUCCGUGGAAGGACCCAUCUCCAUAGUGGAACUGGCCCUUGAACAGAAGCACAUCCACUACCCACUGGUGGAGCACCACUCCAUCCUGUGCUCCAUCUUGUAUGCAGUCAUGAGGUUUUCUCUGAAGACCGUGAAGCCACUAUCACUUUUUGACAGUAAGGGAAAAAAUGCAUUUUUCAAAGACCUAACUUCAAUUCAGUUAUUACCUAGUGGGGAAAUGGAUCCAAAUUUUAUUUCUGUACGACAACAGUUCUUAUUGAAAGUUGUCAGUGCAGCUGUCCAGGCCCAGCAUUCAGCCACAAAGGUCAAAGAUCCCACAGAAGAGGCCACACCUACUCCUUUUGGGAAAGACCAGGAUUGGCCAGCUCUAGCUGUGGAUUUAGCCCAUCACCUUCAAGUUAGUGAAGAUGUUGUUAGAAGGCAUUAUGUUGGGGAGCUAUACAACUAUGGAGUUGACCACUUAGGAGAAGAGGCCAUUCUACAGGUUCAUGACAAAGAGGUCCUUGCCUCUCAGCUGCUGGUGCUGACGGGGCAAAGGCUGGCUCAUGCGCUUCUCCACACCCAGACAAAAGAAGGAAUGGAGCUGCUUGCCAGACUUCCACCCACACUGUGUACUUGGCUGAAAGCAAUGGACCCCCAGGACCUUCAAAACACUGAAGUGCCAAUUGCAACAACAGCUAAACUAGUAAAUAAAGUAAUCGAGCUUUUACCAGAAAAACAUGGGCAGUAUGGUCUAGCCUUACACCUUGUUGAAGCUGUGGAAGCCAUAUCUCUUCCUUCUUUAUGACACUUACCUACUGGAAAUAGUCUAAAAUUAUGAUUAUAACAUGAAGUAGUGCAUGGUUAUUUUACAUAGUAAGACCUGGAAUUUUAUGGGGAAAGUAUGUCUUUUUUUUUUUUCCUUUUGUAAAAUAAAUAAAAGUAUAUACAACUUUUAAAAAAGUACAACCCUGGCUAAAUUCCACUCCUUUGGUUAAUAUUGAAGACAAAAUAUAAACAAAUAUCAACUCUGUUAUAAUACAGAUGUUUUACUGUUUAUUUCUAAUUCAAACACUUAAAUAGCUUUAUUGUUAACCUUUGCUAUUUAAAAUUGAUUAUAAUUUAGAUUAUGUUCUUAUAAGAUUCUAUAUUUCCUAUCGAAAAUGUUGUUGUAAUUCAAUUUAAAUGUGUUCAUGUACGGUCCCCAUCAGUAGAGUAUAGAAACACCCCACUCUCCUUUAGUAAAUGUUGAGAAAAUGCCUUUGUUGUCAUGCUCCAAAUCCCACAUGGGCUGCCACCUGGGAGUUCUGGAUACUGAAAGCUUCCUUUCCCAGAGGUUCUGCUGUUGCCAUCAGAGGAGGAUGACCAUGCUUGAGGAGGAAGAAUGGGUUCAAGAUCAUCAUAUUCAUCAGAAGGGGACACUAAAUAGAACCCUUAACCUGUUGUACUUGCCAAAAUUGAGAAUAAGAGGUGUGUACAAUGCAGCAAAUUACAUUAUAAUGUAAGUUAAGAUUUGCUUUUUGCAAGUUGCAAAGUUGUAUCCACAUCAGGUCACUGUAAAAAUGUAUUAUCUUGUAAAACUUAUGUAAAAAAAAAAAAAAAAAGGCAAAGAUACUAAAAAUUUUAAGUCCAACUUUAUUUUUCCUACAAGUGUUUAGAAAUGCUUCUGGGAUUUGCUAAUUGUUAUCUUGGGAACAGUAUUGAAAAAACUGCUUAGUGAUAUUACAGCUUUAGCAAACCUACCUCACAGCUGGGAUGAGAGGAUAAAAUACAACUAAUUUUGUACCCUAUAGUGCCUAGAGCAGUCCAAGUGCUAAAUAUUUACUGACUAGAACCAAACUAUAGCUACUCGGGAGGCUGCAGGACGAUCGCUUGAGCCCAGGAGUUUGAGGCCAUCCUGGGCAAUAUAGCCAGA